Closterium sp. NIES-65 is the source of this 1917-nucleotide messenger RNA. Lineage: Eukaryota; Viridiplantae; Streptophyta; Zygnematophyceae; Desmidiales; Closteriaceae. The record is from the annotation of a GenBank genome assembly.
AUGUGUUCUGCAGAGGUUGAUCUGGUGGAGUCUCUCAACAUCCCUGCUGGAUUCGAGUGGCUGCGUCUGCUCUACUCGUGCCGCUGCAAGAAGUAUGGAAGAGAGGACGCAAUGGAGCAACAGCUGAAGCUACUGGAAGGCCCGUCGCCUCUCUCCAACCAGCCAGCCCGUCUCGGCAACAGACGAAUCUCUGCUCGCCCCACAUCCACACCCUCGCAAACACCUGCACCUGCCGCUGCCACAACUGCUGCUGCUGCUGCUACUAGUGGAGGUGCUGCUGUGAAUGACACUGAUCGGGGAGUGGGUGGCAACGAGGAGAGGGUUGGGAAGAAGGCGGGAGUAGGAGUUGGGCUAGGGUGGGCCUCGAAGGACGGUGGUGGUGGUGGUGGUGGUGGUGGUGGUGGUGGUGGUGGUGGUGGUGGUGGGGGUGGGGGGUGGGAGGGGGAGAGGGAGGACAGUGGAGCAAGGGUUGCUGGGCGGCAGUGGUGCACCGAGGUGAUGGGAUGGGAUGGGAUCUCCUCCCUCCUUCCGUCCUCUGCCCUUGCUGCUCCUCUGCCCUUGCUGCUUCUCUGCCCUUGCUGCUUCUCUGCCCUUGCUGCUUCUCUGCCCUUGCUGCUCCUCUGCCCUUGCUGCUUCUCUGCCCUUGCUGCUUCUCUGCCCUUGCUGCUUCUCUGCCCUUGCUGCUUCUCUGCCCUUGCUGCUGCUCUGCCCUUGCUGCUCCUCUGCCCUUGCUGCUUCUCUGCCCUUGCUGCUUCUCUGCCCUUGCUGCUUCUCUGCCCUUGCUGCUUCUCUGCCCUUGCUGCUUCUCUGCCCUUGCUGCUGCUCUGCCCUUGCUGCUUCUCUGCCCUUGCUGCUGCUCUGCCCUUGCUGCUUCUCUGCCCUUUUCAUCCAGGCUUGCUGUGUCUAUCUCCUCCCUCCUUCCUGUUCAUCUCCCUCCUCCACCCUUCCCAUGGCAGUGUCUUGGGUCGAGAUCCCCACAACACUCGCUGCAUUCCCACCCACCUGGUAGCAGCGGUGCACCUGGGCAGGAGGAACGAGCUUUUCAGAGCGGCACACCAGCUGGUGGACGACCAUCCCAACACAGCGCUGGCGUGGUUCGCAGUGGCGUGCUACUACUACAGCACUCGGCAGCACGACCAGGCGAGGCGGUUCUUCUGCAAGGCCACCACCGCCAGCGCUACCUUCGCCCCCGCGUGGAUGGGCUUUGGGCACACGUAUGCGGCUCAAGAGGAGACGGAUCAGGCCAUGGUGGCAUAUCGCACAGCAGUGCGGCUCUUCACAGGCUUCCAUGUGCCUCUGGUGUGCAUUGGCAUGGAGUAUGCACGCUCUAACAACCUCAGCUUGUCGUUGCAUUUUCUGGAUGAGGCACGCAGGCUGUGCCCCUCGGAUCCACUAGUGCAUAACGAGCUAGGAGUCAUUGCGUACAGGAGCCUUGAUUUCACCUCAGCAGCGCGGCACUUUGAAAUGGCUCUGCGGCUGGUGGCUGGUUACGGAGCAGCAGCGGGGGAGGGAGGGGGGGCAGAGAGCGAGGGGGGGAGGGGGAGCUCGAAUGCGGCAGCAGGGCGGCAGGCUGUGGUGGCGGAGUCGCUGGGUUUGUGGGAGUCAACCGUGGUCAACCUCGGUCACUCGUACCGGAAAAUGAGGAGAUACGGCGAUGCGCUGAUGGUGUAUGAGCAGGCUCUCUCUCUCCGCCCCAACACUGCCAGCACCUUUGCAGCCAUGGCCUUCACCCACCACCUGCAGGGAAACCUCAUCCCCGCUAUUGAGUUCUACCACAAGGCGCUGGGGUUGUGUCCGGGAGACAGCCUGUCGGCUGAGAUGCUAGGUCAAGCACUGCAGGACGAGUGUGCUCUUAUGUCGACUGCUGCUGACGACCAUGUGGGGCCUGAUGCUGUCUUACCGCCUCUGAAUGCAUGA